Beta vulgaris subsp. vulgaris (sugar beet) is the source of this 2814-nucleotide messenger RNA. RefSeq lists its product as uncharacterized. Lineage: Eukaryota; Viridiplantae; Streptophyta; Magnoliopsida; Caryophyllales; Amaranthaceae. The transcript is spliced from 9 exons. Gene Ontology annotation, biological process: U5 snRNA 3'-end processing; U4 snRNA 3'-end processing; nuclear mRNA surveillance. The record is from RefSeq and is a predicted model, not a curated record. The coding region runs from base 1303 to 2475 and encodes 390 amino acids. Gene Ontology annotation, cellular component: cytoplasmic exosome (RNase complex); nuclear exosome (RNase complex).
AUGGGUGAUAAAAGGUUGAAGUUUACAGUAGAUAAGGAAAGCGCAACUUGAGCCCUUCAUCUACAACCUGAUCUCAACCGUUGAGAAUUGACUGAAAACUUCCUCUUUUUCUGUCUUUCGUCUUUUGCGUUGUUUUUCUCUUCUCAGCCCUGAGUCUCUGACUCUCACUCCUUCCUCUAUCUCUCCUCUUCAACUCCCUCCUAAUCCUUCACUGAGAUGAUCUUAAUUUUUAUUGCUUUUUGUUAAUUAUAUUUAGUGUCUUGCUUGCUAAACUUAACUGUUCAUGACACUGGUAUUGAUACUGUACUAAAAGUGGAGUCUUCUAAAUAGUUGGGUACUUGGGUUCACUUUUUAAAGGUAAUGACGAGAUAGUAUACUGCAUAAAUGUUGGGUGACAGGAUAGGACUGGAUGUUGUUGAUGUAACUCCUGCUGUUAUCUUGCAUUAUACAUCUUUCCAGCGAGGAUUAAAUGUUGGUUAUUUCUUUGCACCAGGUUGCUUUGAAAUCUUGGUCACUGCAAUUGUAAAGGCUCUUUGAAAUUCUUUGCGCAUUUGUAAAUUAUUUCAUGUUAAUGAAUUAGUGUCCCUUUUUGUGUUGGAAUUCUGUGGAUGCAUACAUCAAGCUAGGAAAUUCUCUUCUUUAUCAACUGACUAACUGAGUAUUGCUAAUCUUGGUCUUUGUAUGUUAACUUAAAUUUCAAAUUGGGCACCUACUAUGCUUUCUUUUGAAAAAAUAGUUUAUUGAAGUGAACGAUUAAUGGGUUUUGGUUGAAGAAUGUCUUUUGUGUGAGGUAUACACCUGCAUCAUACUUGUAUUCUAUUGUGACUCACGCCUUAAGUCUUAUGAACGUAGUUAGGAAGACGGAUGAAAGCAUGAAAAUGAUCUCAAUGAUGUGGUUUAGUAAUGAUAAGAAAAGACGCCAAUAGAGAUAUACAAAAUGUGUCUUCCCUAAAAAAAUGUGCGUUCAGCUUAUUGACACCAAUAUGCCUCCACAAAUGAGGUUCAUGUCCUUUAUAAUAAGAUCAAGAAUCUAAUCAGUCUAUCUUUCUGUUUUAUAUCUUCUGUUAGCAUUAAAUGGGUAGUUGAAGGCCUAGAUCAGUGUUAUAUAAGUUGCGGCAUUAGAAUGGAUAUGGGAACGUAAUUGCUACCUGAUCUUGUUGAAGUCCACAAGUACAUCACUUUCAUGUGUCAAUCUGCCUUUUUUAUUUUAGUUAGUGGGAGCCUGGGAGGUUUUGUGAGUUGGGAAAUGUUGGCCUACAUACACUCUCAAAGAAGGAUGACUUUUGUUAGCUUUUCAUUGCAAUGGAAGAAGAUAAAAAGAAGUUUUCAUCUUCAUCUCCAUCUUUAUCAGUGAUAAAUCCCCCUCAUUGUCUCUCUCCUCUCUUCUUCAGUUUCUACCAGGCCCUCCGUCCUACUCUCCCCUCCAUUCUCACUUUCUCACCAUUUUUUCUCUCUUCUUUUUCUGUUUUAGCCUUUGGUUCAAGAAGCAAUUCAAGUGCCCACUCAGCCAUCGCCGGCCACUCAGUCUCACUUGCCAGCCUCCGGGUUCCAAACAAACCAAACCCACAUUCCGCUCCAAUCUCUCUGUCUUCAGUUGUUUACAGCAUGGUGGGACUGUCAAUAGGAGAACAAAACUUCAUACAAGGUGGUAUUGCUCAAGAUCUUCGCUGUGAUGGUCGGAAACGUUUAUGCUACCGACCAAUUCAUGUUGAUACUGGGGUUAUUCCACAGGCAAAUGGCUCAGCAAGAGUGAGGAUUGGGGGAACAGAUGUUAUUGCGAGUGUCAAGGCUGAACUAGGUAGACCCAAUUCGUCUCAACCUGAUAAAGGAAAGGUCUCUAUACAUAUUGAUUGCAGUGCAACAGCUGCACCUAUCUUUCAGGGCAAAGGGGGUGAAGCAUUAUCAACAGAACUCGCAGCUGAUCUUCAACGCUGUCUCCUAGGCGGUAAAAGUGGAGCAGGAGCGGGAAUCGAUCUUUCAUCUCUCUCUAUUGUGGAAGGGAAGGUCUGUUGGGAUCUUUAUAUUGACGGCCUUGUGGUUAGUUGUGAUGGGAAUUUGCUGGAUGUCUUAGGUGCAGCAAUCAAGGCUGCUCUGAGUAAUACUGGCAUUCCAAAAGUUAAUGUCAUCGCUGCUGAUGCGACAUCUGCUGGUGAUCAGCCUGAAGUUGAUGUUAGUGAUGAAGAAUUUCUACAAUUUGACACUGCUGCUGUCCCUGUCAUUGUUACGUUAACCAAGGUGGGAAAACACUACAUAGUUGAUGCAACUGAGGAGGAGGAAUCUCAAAUGAGUUCCGCGAUGUCUAUCUCUGUCAACAGGAAAGGCCUUAUAUGUGGUCUCAGCAAGCGUGGGGGUGCAGGUGUAGAUCCGAGCAUAGUCCUCGAUAUGAUCUCAGUCGCAAAACAUGUGACCGAGAAUUUUAUAAACAAUUUAGACUCUGAGAUUGCUGCUGCAGAAGCUCGUGAAGAAGAAUCUUGAAAAUCAUUUAGCAUGUCUUACGCUGAAGCUUAAUUUGUUUCCAAAAUUACUGGCUUUGACAUAGGGUAUUAUAAUCUAGGGUGUUCAGUCAAUUAACUGUCAUAACAGUUAUAGGAAUUCACUAAUCUUUAACGUAACCGUUAAGAACCGGUUGUUCAUUAGCGGUUAAGUUGUUUUUAACCCGGUUGAGUUGUAUUGACUUUGUAUUUUUUUAUUUUUUUUUGAAGAAUAUACACUUAUCAGACCCAGAUAUUGGAUGUAAUCCUCAAAAACUAAGAAACUCCACAUAUUUUGACCAAUCUAUACAAAUAUAUCAAAAGGUGUGUGUGAUAAUGUAUA